Messenger RNA from Brassica oleracea var. oleracea, 318 nucleotides. RefSeq lists its product as uncharacterized. The record is from RefSeq and is a predicted model, not a curated record. The transcript is spliced from 2 exons. Bases 1 to 318 code for a protein of 105 amino acids. Gene Ontology annotation, biological process: cell fate determination. Lineage: Eukaryota; Viridiplantae; Streptophyta; Magnoliopsida; Brassicales; Brassicaceae.
AUGGCAACAAACGCAUGCAAAUUCCUUUGCCUCAUUCUCCUCUUUGACUUCGUCGCCCAAGGAUUUUGGUGUUCUAGAUCCUUUAGUGAUAUAUCACUGAAACAAUCAAAAACCGGAAAAAUGAUCAAGAACACACCAGAGUGGGAAGUGAUAUUGACGAACCCUUAUUCCUGCACAGGAACUGACAUAGUGUUGUCAUGUGUCGGUUUCAAAUCGCUCACACCCAUCGACCGUUCGCAAAUAUCGGUAUCCGGUAACGAGUGUUCGCUCAUCAACAAUCUAUAUGGCGAAACUGACUUUGUUUUCAAAUACGUAUAG